AUGGCUACAACCAUGUUGUACACAACUGGUGCCUCAGUGGAGGAUCCCCCUCACAGCUUAACAAACACUACAAAUGGCUCUGGAAAGCCGAGGCACCGACCAACGGCACUGCAGAUUAAACCACUGGACCCCAGUGAGUUGAGUGCCAAGUUGGGUGGCCUCUCCGUUGAGUCCAAUGAUCAACUCAGUCCCUCAAUUCAUAUCGAGAAUUCUACCAGGCCGCCGCUGUCUGCUAUGAGCAUGGGCGUAUCACCUAGGACCAUCCCCGAAACACGCCUAAGUCCAUCAGCGAAAACCACGGUGUCUUCAGCGUCUUGUAAGAGAGACAGCGACAGGCUGAACCUGCCAUCACCUGGAAAGCCUCCACGCCGGGGUAGCAUAUUUGAUGCAUUCCGUUUCAAGGGCUCGAACUAUACAGAUGAAGCACAAAGCCAAGAUACUGGAAAUGCUCAAAAACCUGCCCCCUACAAGCAUGUUCCUCAAGUGGCAGCACAGCAGUUUGCUCGCACCACCACUGUGGAGACUCUGUCACAAAAGACUUCACCCAAAGGCAUGAGACCUGCCCCUGGGCCUCGGUCAAUGAGCAACGCUACCAUUUCGUUGCAGGAGUACCACAGACAAUACAAACGAGCACAGAGCAUAUGUACUGGUAGAACGUCAAGUGGCUAUAACCAGUCGAAAUUGGCUGGUACCGUCGAUGCAAACGACAGAAUCUCCCAGCAAAAGAAACAAAAUGCUCGUUUGAGUUCAUACGGCAAUAGACCUGAACUACCAAGAAGAAUGAGCACGGGCAACAUGUCAGGGAAAAAUGAUCCCCAGCCCCCAUCACCAUUUCGACAAGAUUCUACAGGUAUUGGAGGCUUCCAGGGAAACAAUGCUCCCAGCACAAGACGAGACUCUGCUAGUUCAUCAGGCUUUUCAGACACAUCGUCAUCAUUCACGCGCGAUUCUGGCCCAGCAACUCCGUUCAAGUCGGAAUUCGGUGGCAAUAUUUCUCCCAACCGUCGAGGGUCGGAGACCAGCGCAGCAACCUCUGGAUCGCGAAGAGGCAGCUUUGUCAAUGUCCCAAACCCUCAGCACACAGCUGAAAUACACCGUGUGGACUGGUCGCAGAGUGAUCAAUCCGCAAAGGUCCAACGAGACUCCAAGUGGGGAGGUCUCAAGCAUCGAAAGACUAGUGUAAGCCAGCAAAAACCGAAGGAUGAGAAAGACGGCCCUCAUGUCAUUGAGACAGCGUUACAGACGACAAACUCACAAAAGUCGCCAAAGCCUGGGUUCCUUAAGCGAUUCAUGCAUUAG
Fusarium pseudograminearum CS3096 is the source of this 1299-nucleotide messenger RNA. RefSeq lists its product as uncharacterized. The record is from RefSeq and is a predicted model, not a curated record. Bases 1 to 1299 code for a protein of 432 amino acids. The transcript has a single exon. NCBI's taxonomy places the organism in Eukaryota, Fungi, Ascomycota, Sordariomycetes, Hypocreales, Nectriaceae.